CCGCGCGGCCUGGGCGAGCGCCCAUGGGCCAGCCGGCCGUCGGGCGUCCGGGGGCGGGUUGAGCGGCGACCCCCCGGGGGGACCUGGGCGAGAGUCGGCCGGUAGCCCCGGCCCUCCGGCGCGGGGGUGCCCCCGGACACCCGGCCAUGGCCGGCCGGGGUUGCGGCUGCAGCUGCGGCCCGGGCUACCUGAACGAGGACAACGCGCGCUUCCUGCUGCUCGCCGCGCUCAUCGUGCUCUACCUGGUGGGCGGCGCCGCGGUCUUUUCGGCGCUGGAGCUGGCGCACGAGCGUCAGGCCAAGCAGCGCUGGGAGGAGCGCCUGGCCAACUUCAGCCGCCGCCACAACCUGAGCCGCGACGAGCUGCGCGGCUUCCUUCGCCACUACGAGGAGGCCACCGAGGCCGGCAUCCGCGUGGACAGCGCCCGGCCGCGCUGGGACUUCACCGGCGCCUUCUAUUUCGUGGGCACCGUCGUGUCCACCAUAGGGUUUGGGAUGACAACUCCAGCAACAGUAGGAGGAAAAAUCUUUCUGAUCUUUUAUGGCCUCAUUGGGUGUGCAAGCACCAUCCUGUUCUUCAACCUCUUCCUGGAGCGCCUGAUCACCGUCAUUGCCUACAUCAUGAAGUCGUGCCACCAGCGGCAGCUCCAGAGACGGGGGGCCCUGCCCCAGGAGAGCCUGAAGAACCCAGGCAGGUGCGAGGUGGAUAGCUUGGCCGGCUGGAAGCCCUCCGUGUACUACGUGAUGCUGAUCCUCUGCGUGGCCUCCUUGCUCAUCUCCUGCUGUGCCUCGGCCAUGUACACCUCCAUCGAAGGGUGGAGCUACUUCGACUCGCUCUACUUCUGCUUUGUGGCUUUCAGCACCAUUGGCUUCGGGGACCUUGUCAGCAGCCAGAAUGCCCAGUAUGACAGCCAAGGUCUCUACCGCUUCGCCAACUUCAUGUUCAUCCUCAUGGGCGUCUGCUGCAUCUACUCCUUGUUCAAUGUCAUCUCCAUCCUCAUCAAACAGUCUGUGAACUGGAUCCUGAGGAAAAUGGAGGGGGGGUGCUGCCGACUAUGCCAGAGGAGACUCCUGCGGUCACGGAGGAACGUGAUCAUGCCCGGCAAUGUCCAGAACCAGUGCAGCAUCUCCAUAGACACAGAUGGGGUGAUAGACAGCGACACGGACGGGCGGCGGCUCUCGGGGGAGAUGAUCUCCAUGAAGGACUUCUUGGCCGCCAAUAAGGUCUCGCUGGCCAUCCUCCAGAAGCAGCUGUCGGAGACGGCCAAUGGCUGCCCACCCCAGGCCAUCGUGCUGUCCCGGGACAAUGAGUUCUCAGGCGGGGUGGGGGCCUUCGCGAUCAUGAACAACAGGCUGGCGGAGACCAGUGGGGACAGGUAGGAGCGAGGAGCGUACGCUGGGCAUGGAGACCGGGAGAUGGACCACGAGGGCCUGGGUUGACUCUGGAGCUGUCCCGUCACCCUCUGCAGGCCCAGCCUUAGAAAGCUCUUCUCCUCUAAGGUCUAAAUCAGUCCUAAGAAUGAAUCACAAAAGCAGCCCAAGACAUUGGCACUGUUUCUUGACCCAUCUUCCUCCAGGGUUUUAAACCGCCUAAGGGAGCGAGGGUUUGAGUAGACCUCCAUUUUCUGCUGCUCUGUUCUUCAUUUGGAAAUAAAAAUCCCAAACGAAGAUCCUCUUGUUCUGCCUGAUGCCCUGAUUCUGUGAAUCCAGAUUCACUGCCCGUCCCAGCCCCUUCAAACAAGCGGGGGGAAUGUUUCACGCUACAUCUGGGCCCUGGGCUUCCUUCAGAACGGACGUGUCCCUAAUGCCACAGAGAGGGAAGUCGCCUGUUUUGCUCUCUGUGUCUGCUUCUCUGCUUUUUGUUUCUCCUUUCUUUAAUUUUUAAGAUCCUAAUGCCAGGCUAAGAUGUCUGUGGGACCUCCGUGUGGUAAGGAAGCUAAAGUCAGCUUCAGGCCUUGAAACUGCCGCCAAGUAGUGGAGAGACUCACUUUUGUAAUAAAAGAAUAUAGCGUAACGUCCUCCCUCUGAAUGGUCACAGAGACCAUAUCAUUUUUUUUUUUUUAACCAGGGCUCAGGGCCCAUUGCAGAGAUAAUGGCUGACUAUUUAUUAGAACUAAAAA
Molecule: messenger RNA, 2119 nt
Organism: Zalophus californianus (California sea lion)
Lineage: Eukaryota; Metazoa; Chordata; Mammalia; Carnivora; Otariidae
Gene: KCNK13
Product: potassium two pore domain channel subfamily K member 13
Exons: 2
Coding region: 147-1379 (410 amino acids)
Biological process (GO): potassium ion transmembrane transport; stabilization of membrane potential
Cellular component (GO): membrane
Molecular function (GO): potassium ion leak channel activity
Source: RefSeq, a predicted model, not a curated record